GUUGUGACUCGGACAUAUUUAAAUGCAACACACAGCUUUUUAUUCUAGUAACCGUAAUAGAUGGGUCAAAUUAUUUCUGAAGAAACAAAUAUUUUACAUUUAUACAAAUUCAUACCCACAGCACUCGUGAAAUGAAGCAGGCAUUAGAUGAUACUGAGGAUGUAUCGCUGGAUUUCGGAGCAGAGGAGGAAGAACGAGCGCUAAGGACGGCCAAAAUAAGACACCCCAUGGCUACGUUUUUCCACUUAUUUUUUCGAGUCAGUGCCAUUGUUACUUACCUGUUCUGUGACUGGUUCAGCAAGAGUUUCGUCGCCUGUUUCGUCAUGAUCAUCACCCUUCUCUCCUGUGACUUCUGGUCUGUAAAGAAUGUGACUGGGAGACUACUGGUGGGCCUUCGCUGGUGGAAUCAAAUUGAUGAAGAUGGAAAGAGUCAUUGGGUGUUUGAAGCCAAGAAGCCAUCUCUGCAGAACAAGACUACAGCAACUGAGGCAGAGGCUAGGAUCUUCUGGCUUGGGCUUAUCAUCUGCCCUCUCAUCUGGACUGGCUUCUUCUUCAGCACACUUUUCUCUCUCAAGCUGAAGUGGCUGGCCCUGGUCAUAGCUGGCAUAUCCCUCCAAGCUGCAAACCUUUAUGGUUACAUCCGUUGCAAGGUUGGGGGAGAGGAGGGUGUUCCCAGCUCUGCUUCCUCCCUCCUUGGACAGCAGUUUCUCCAGAGGCCGGAUAUCAUUUUUGGCAUGCUAUAAAAGAAGGUUAUCAGUUGAAGUCUGUGCAGUGUGUCAGUGUGUAGGUAUGGUAAGGGUACAAUUUAUGAACCUUAUGAUUUGCAGGAAAGGGGUGUGUUUUCUGAGAAUAAUUUAAUCUCCCAUACUGAAGGAGGUUUAGUUAACCUAAAGAAUGGCUUUGCCAAAGACAUAGUCUCUAAUUAUUUAAAACAGGAAGGCCGUAAGCAGUUAAAUCAUCAAAUCAGGUUUCCUGCCAUUUUAGUAGUUAUAGGCAGAGUUGUACAUUUCUGGGAAAAUUUCCCCUUUUGAGGAGAUUUAGGGAAUUAUGCUGUUAAUAUUUUUCAUAAUCCAUUUGUAUGUUUUUUUAAUUUUUUAAUUUAUUUAUGUAUUGGACCUAUUAGAAGAGUUAGGCAGAAAACUAUUGGUUCUAAGAUAUGUCAAAAAACAUGACUUUGGUUUAAGACAAUGUGAGCGCAUUUAUUUGUAUGUUUUAUUUUUCAAAUGCAGUUCAACAAAAAGCAUAUUAAAUAAGCAAAAAUAUAUAGGGUUCUUCCUCAGUUGAGCCACUGUGUCGCACAAAUAGUAGCCUGUGUCACCUGUCUGUGUUUGCCAUUCCACCUACGUGCCCUCAGUGGAGAGCCGUGGCUUCUGUGAAACAGCAGAAGCCGUAAUACGUGUGUAAUCAUAAAAGCAUCACAACUGAAAUAACAUUUUCAUAGGUUGGCCAGCUUAUCACCAGUUACUUUCAAAUCUUGGCUUUCAUGAUUUGUAUGCCUCAAUGUCAAAUUUAGUUCAAAAAUAUAGUUUCAAGUGUUUAAACGUUAGCUGAUGACGAGUUAGCAUCGUUUAGAGGCUAGCUAGCUUGUCACCAUUCUUCAGACACAAACAACCACAUCAGCAGCAUUUGUGGCAACAUGUUACUAUAUUUGCUUUCAUGGUAUGUAUGUCAAGAGUAAAUGCUCAGAGUAAACAUAUAGUUUUAAAGGGUUUAUACAUAAGAUGACAUGGUACAGUCCCUUAGAGUUUCCUUAGCCCAUUAUUGGUAGUCUCACCCUCUCAUAACUGUCGUCUUGUGACAAAACUUUGAGGCCGUUUGGUGACAUUCAAAAUGAACAGGACACAAGUCCCUUGAUAUCUGGAGUAGAGAGAUAACUUUCGUAUUGUUAGAAAGCAUUCACUUUCAAGCAGAACUCCAAGUAGUACUUGGAUACUCAAGUCUCCAAGGAAUGAUCCAUCCGGCCCGCCGAGGGAGAAAAAUAAAUUGAUUUAAUUUGGCAGUUUGUAAACGAGAGUCCAGGCAAGCAGGUACAACAAGGGUAAUCCAGAGAGUGGUCGUGGUCAUAGGCAAAAGCUUGAAAACAAACAGGCAUUCCAAAACAGGCAUUCCGAUAAAAACCGAAAACCAAAAGCACUAACCGAGAAAACCAUAGGGAGUCCAAAAACAGCAGUUCGGGGUAGAACAGCAGAAGGAUAAUCCAAAAAACAGUUGAGAUCAAAAUUGGUCAAAACAUGGGCGAUCAGCCAGACAUAACCGCUGGAGAGUAUGACAAAAGCUCUGUUCUGUUUAAUCUGAAAAAUAGGGCAAAAUAUAUGUUUAUAUAUGUAAAUACGGUGCAGCCCAUAAGUAUUUGGACAGUGGUACUAUUACUGUUAUUUUGAGCUCUGUACUCCAGCACAUUGGAUUUGCAAUGAAACAAUGAAUAUGAGAUUAAAAUGCCAUGCUUUUAAUUUGAGGGUAUUUACAUCCAUAUUGGAUGAUGAUGUUCCAAACAAUAAGCAACAUGAUAAGCAUAUUGUAUGGUGUAUGUAUUGCUUGUAUAAGAGAGCUUUCAGUAUCUCGUCUUGAUUCUAGGCUUUUGCUUGCCUUUUGAGUCUGGUAUUGUCAUUUGUCAAUAGGAUCUCUUAUACCUGCACUAAGGAAGCAAUUGAAUGCACCUGAUUAACCAGAAACACCUGGCAAGCCAUUUGUCCCAAACAUUAUGGCUCCUUGAAAUAAGGAGAGUACUGUAUGUAUAGGUGCUGUCAUUUCUACAUGGUGAAACCAAAAUGUAUAAGAAUACCCUUUAAUAAAGGCUGAGGCCAGGGUUAACUCCA
Conger conger (European conger) is the source of this 2816-nucleotide messenger RNA. Its product is annotated as Golgi apparatus membrane protein TVP23 homolog A-like. Gene Ontology annotation, biological process: vesicle-mediated transport; protein secretion. The transcript has 7 exons. The record is from RefSeq and is a predicted model, not a curated record. Gene Ontology annotation, cellular component: Golgi membrane. NCBI's taxonomy places the organism in Eukaryota, Metazoa, Chordata, Actinopteri, Anguilliformes, Congridae. The coding region runs from base 132 to 743 and encodes 203 amino acids.